This is a messenger RNA of Camelina sativa (false flax), 1062 nucleotides long. RefSeq lists its product as uncharacterized. Gene Ontology annotation, biological process: ubiquitin-dependent protein catabolic process. Lineage: Eukaryota; Viridiplantae; Streptophyta; Magnoliopsida; Brassicales; Brassicaceae. Gene Ontology annotation, molecular function: ubiquitin protein ligase activity. The record is from RefSeq and is a predicted model, not a curated record. Gene Ontology annotation, cellular component: nucleus.
AUGUCUAUACUUAUGCGUGCGGAUUUUAACAACCAAAUCAAAUACGAUCCUGAACCAGAAGAUGCGGGCACAAUUAGAGUCAAUGCAAGGAUCUUCGGUAAAGAUUACUUGACAUUCACGACUUUGUCGUUUGUCAACGAGUUCAUCAACGAUGAUGGCAACGAGUACUGUCAAAGCAGACUGGAUUUGAAUAAGUUCAUGAAGGAAGCAGGGAUCAGCGACUACGAUAUUGCACAUACUAUGUAUCACUUUAUCGCCGAUGUUGCUGAGAUAACUUGUUCCACAAAUAAUAGUUCUUCUCCAGGGUGGGCUUUCGAAGUGUGGUUGAAUCUUCUUCUUCUUCCCGAUGAGACUUAUAUUGAAGAAGCGGAUCAAAUCUCGUUAGAGUACGAAAUCAAACACGAUCCUGCACCAGAAGAUGCAGGCACAAUCAGAGUCACUCCAAGGAUCUUCCUUGAAGAAGGUGGUGAAGUCUCGACAUUCCCGACUUACAAAUUCAAAUUCAUCAACGAUGACCACAACGAGAGUCAAAGUCAAGUGGAUUUGAAUGACUUCUUGAUGGAAACAGGGCUCAACGACCACUAUAUUGCACUGGCGAUGUAUGAAAUUCUCUAUGUUGCUGAAAUCACUUGUUCCGCAAGUAAUGGGUAUUCUCAUGGGUGUGCUGUAGAACUGGCGUUAAAUGUUUGUAUUCUCGAUGAGCCUCGUAUUAAUGAAGAAGUGGUUCAAACUGAAGAGGAGCUUCAGAUUGAAGAAGUGGUUCAGACUGAAGAGGAGGUUCAGAUUGAAGAAGCGGUUCAAGUCUCGUUGGACGAAAACAAUAUCCAGUUAGUAGCCGCAAGCAAGCUCGUGGUCAACUCUUUAGCCAGGAAAAUGUACGACAAGGUUAGUUCUACUGGUAAAACGUGCGCAAUUUGUUUUGAAGAGUUUGAAGAUGAAAGAAGUGUUGUUGUGAUUUUACCUUGUGGACAUGUCUUUGACGAUGAGUGUCCCGUAAAGUGGUUUGAGAUCAAUCACGUUUGCCCACUGUGUCGUUUUGAGCUGCCAUGCGAAGAUCAAUGA